Messenger RNA from Ruditapes philippinarum (Manila clam), 1645 nucleotides. RefSeq names its product rhodopsin, GQ-coupled-like. The record is from RefSeq and is a predicted model, not a curated record. The coding region runs from base 132 to 1250 and encodes 372 amino acids. NCBI's taxonomy places the organism in Eukaryota, Metazoa, Mollusca, Bivalvia, Venerida, Veneridae. The transcript is spliced from 3 exons. Gene Ontology annotation, molecular function: G protein-coupled receptor activity. Gene Ontology annotation, biological process: G protein-coupled receptor signaling pathway. Gene Ontology annotation, cellular component: membrane.
UUAAGCUCAAAGCUAGCUCUCGUUUAUUCUGUAAACGGGAUUUGAACAGAAAGAAAAGUGUUUAAUGAUUGCGUUAAGUUAAUUCUUUAAGGUGCUAAUACCAGUGGAUUUUAACGUCUGUUUUUAUUGCAAUGAAUAUAACGAUAGUGACUGGUUUGACAAAUGAAACGGAAGCACUAGAGGUACUAGAGGAUAUACCGCAUUUAUCAUACUCAGCUCGGAUCAUCAUAGCCAUUACGAUGAUUUUGACGCUGGUUUUUGGAACUAUAGGAAACUCUAUUGUGCUAGCUCUUUUUGUAAAAUACAAAAGUUUGAGAACAUCUUCAAAUAUUUUUAUCUGUAGCCUUACAGUUGCAGACCUUUUGAUGUGUUUAGGCGGCUUACCUACCUUAAUUAGUACAUACGUUUCGCAAGAAAUAAGAACAGAGCUAUUACAAUUGUUUUGCCAUUACGACACAUUUAUUGGGGCAUUCACAGGAUUCGGAGCAAUCUGGUCUUUGAUGGUGUUGGCUAUCGAUCGGUGCGUUGUGAUAUCAAGAAGUAUGCCAGUUCAACGUCCUAGCGAUAAAAUAGCUGCAUACUACAUCACAGCUAUUAUAUGGAUAGUAUCAUUUGCCAUUGCACUGAUGCCUUUUAUUGGUUUUGGACACUAUGUUAUUGAAGGAUCGAAAAUCGAAUGUAGUGUAAAACAAUUUACAAGAUCGUUACAAAAUAUUUCGUAUAACAUUUUGAUCCAGUUGUUAUACUUUUGUUUGCCUAUCGUGACAAUGAUUUUUUGUUAUGGAACUAUAUUUAUCAAGGUACGAAAUCAUGAAAGAAGGUAUUUUGAUGCAAGGAGCAGGGCGAAUGUAGAUGAUACAUCCUUCCGGCGCAUGCGCAAAAAUAGGAAACUGGAGAGAAAUGAAAUGAAAACAGCUAAAGCUGGAUUAAUUCUUAUUUCAGUGUUUUGUCUCUCAUGGACACCUUAUAGCAUUGUGUCAUGGAUUGGCUUGUUCGGUGAUAGAAGUACAAUAACGCCUUUAAUUGUUGCCUUACCAGCAGUUUUUGCUAAAGUGUCGACAAUCAUGAACCCCCUCCUUUAUGCCUUACUUCUACGAAGUUUUAAAUUGAAGCUCAGUUUAUUUUACCAACAGCAUUUUAAAUCAGCACGUGCAUCUAAUGUAUCAUCUGUAAGAACGCAUAUGGAUUAUUUAUCUCAACUAGAUAGGCAGAAGUUUAUAGAGCAAAUUGGCAAACAAGAAAACGUAUAGAUUCAUCUGAUAUCGAACAAAAUGUAUCAGGAAAACGUGUACGUUUGUCUUUUGAUAUAAUGAAGAUCAGAUUGUUUUCUUUUCAAUUUUAUAUUUCAUUUGUUAUGUUGAAAUCGCUAUAUAAAAUGAACCAAAGAGAUAGAAAUCUUCUUUAUUUUACUGUAUGUAAUAGAAGUUGUUCUCAUUUUUCUUGAAUAACUUCAAUUAAUUUCAACCUUCCCCCUUUGCUUCAAACUUUAGAAGUCCUUCCUGGAUGUCAUGAAUAAACAUUCAAUGUAAUUAUACCUCACCAUGUAGCCUUAUGUGAUAUCAGUGGGUAACAAUUCGUAAUGUUGUAAACUGACGUCAUUUUCGGAACGGUGUUGUUAUCAAGUACCGGAUUUUACUUAUUUGAU